This is a messenger RNA of Herpailurus yagouaroundi (jaguarundi), 2810 nucleotides long. RefSeq names its product huntingtin associated protein 1 (gene HAP1). The transcript has 10 exons. The record is from RefSeq and is a predicted model, not a curated record. Lineage: Eukaryota; Metazoa; Chordata; Mammalia; Carnivora; Felidae. Gene Ontology annotation, molecular function: myosin binding; signaling receptor binding. Gene Ontology annotation, cellular component: dendrite; mitochondrion; cytoplasmic vesicle. Gene Ontology annotation, biological process: mitochondrion distribution; protein targeting; vesicle transport along microtubule.
GAGCACUCCAGGCGCAGGUUAUAAAGGCGGGGCUGCGGAAGCAGACUGCGGACUCAAGAUGCGCCCGAAAGAGCCCGGGCAGGGCCUCGUGGGGCACCGCUUCAGAACCCCGGCUCCAGCGGGAGUCACCCCCGCACCCCCACCCACAGCCCAUUCCUCUCCAGAGCCCUCAGCGCAGCCUGCACCCGCCCCUGCGCAGGCACUGACGGAAGGACCGCGAACGGGAUCCAGAUCCCCAUCCGUCUCGGUACCCGCCCCCGCCGGAGCUCGCCCGACCUCCAAGGCUGGAUCCCCGACAGGAACACCGCGCGCGUCCGCAUUCGCAGCCGCCCAGCGGAAUGCUCAGUUUGGGCCCGGCAACUCGGACGCGCAGUGGACUCGCUUCACAUUCCGAGGGCCCUUUGGUCCCCGGGCCACUGGCCUGGGGACUGAGAAGGCGGCGGGCAUCUGGAAGACGCCGGCUGCCUACAUCGGACAGCGGCCUGGGGUGUCGGGCCCCGAGCACGCCGCCUUUAUUCGGGAGCUGGAGGAAGCGCUGUGCCCUGACCAACCCCCACCAGCCGGGAUCACCCAAGAAGAUGUCAAAGUGAUGUUAAAUUUGCUAGAGAAGCUGUGUACUGCUUUCCCUUAUUCCCCGUGGAUGGGGGUCCCUCUGCAGAGAGAGCGGGACCUAAAUACUGCAGUUUGCAUUGGCCAGUCCCUGGUGAGACAGAACAGUGUUCUGAUGGGGGAGCACAGCAAACUGGAAGCCAUGCUGGGCUCAGCCAGGGAGGACGUAACCGGGCAGGGAGGAGGGGAGGGAGUGUGCCAUCUCAGACCUACCUACAGCACCCCCACCCCGCCCCGUGCCUGGACCUGUGCUCGCCCCUGCCUGCGUUCCGACAGGGCCCCUCUCCCCCACUGCCAGAUUUUACACCUCAGAUACCAGGUGAGCUUGAGAGAUGACCUCCUUCAGCUCUACUCAGACUCUGAGGAGGAGGAGGAGGAAGAAGAGGAGGAGGAGCCGGAGGAGGAAGAGCAGCAGCACUAUCAUUCCUAUGGAGCCCCUGAGCCGUGAGUGUCCUGCCUUUUCACCUGGGCAGCCCCUUCUCUGACUUGUCUGCGGGAGAUGGAGGUCCUACAUGACUGCCCGCAGCUGGAAGCCCUGCAGGAGCAGCUGAGGCUGCUGGAGGAGGAGAACGAGCAGCUGAGGGAGGAGGUGAGCAGGUGGGCAGAGGGCACAUCCGCCUCUCAGCUCUACCCCCUUGAUUGUGUGGAGCAGUUUUCCGAGGCCAGCCAGCAGAUGGCUGAGCUGUCAGAGGUGCUGGUGCUCAGGAGGGAGGCCCAGGACCAGUAGCAGAGGGAGGUCACCCAGCUGCGGGCCCAGGUCCUGAAGCUGCAGCAAUGCUGCCAGUCGCAGCAGGACCUACGGGAGAAGUACACAGAGCGUGGGGGCAUGCUGACCCGGGCUCAGGAGGAGGUGAAGACCCUCCGCCAGCAAGCGCCGGCGUCCGCUGACCCUGUCACCCGCUACACACAUGCCGUACCUCUGGAGGCCCUUCCUGGUUUUCAGGAGGCCUUGGCUGAGGAGCUCAGAAGGUCUAUAAGGAUUAUCUCGGACCCUGUGUUUUUUAUGGAAAGGUGCAAAGACUUUCCUGUCUCCCUGCCCAGAUACAGGCUGUGCCGCAGUGAGGUACAAGAGCAGGACCGGGGCUUAGAGGCUGAGAAGGGGUUACUGACAGCAGAGGAUUUUGUGGCAGAAGAUUUUGUGCCUGUGGAGGAAUUGGUGCCUGAGGAGGAACUGGGGGCCACAGAAGAGGUGGCGUCAGCUGAGGAGGGGGCAACAGAAGAGGCAGAGCUGGUGUCUGAGGAGGCCGAGGCCGGGGAGGAGGUGGAGCCGGAGCUGGAUGAGGCAACGCAGGGGAACGUAGGGACCUCAGCGCUGGAAGCUAGCGGCUUGGGCCCCUCUCACCUAAACAUGAAGCGUGUCCUCCAGCAACUGGCUAACUGGCUGGAUGCGCGUUAUAGUCGGCAGUUGAGGCUGAAGAUGCUCCAGAAAGGUGAGUGCUCCCACAGGGGCCUCCCUCGGGCCAGCCAGACCAGCUACAGAUCAUCAAUGAAAGGUGAGGGUAGGUGAGCCCCCCAAAUGCUCACUUACCCCAGCUUGGCCUCACCCAGUGUGGUGAUUUGCAUGGAAUUUGCAUAUCAUUUGCAUAGGCACCUCCAGGUUCCUUCAGUGGGAACUAUGGCCCCAGGGCUCAUUUAUGUGGAAUUUGCUUAGGAUUCCAGAUCUCUACCCCUUUUUCGCCUGGGGGUCUGGGCUGAAGGUCAUGACCAGGACUGCAGCCCCCUACUGUGCCUCUGCUUCCCGUCUCUGCUGCCCCCUUCUCCCUGUCUCCCACUCUGCCACCCGAUCCCCGAGGCUCCCCAGCCCUGCAGUAGUGACAGCAACGGGUACAGGGAGCGGAUCAGAGCAGCAGCCCGGGGUGCUGACCCAGCCGUUUCAGAGGCUGGAGGAGGACUGGGCCAACCAUCCUCCCAGGGCCUGGGAGGAAGAGGGGUGUUCUGGGGCCACCCAGGCCAUUGGGACAAAGGCCUCUGCUAGCUAGCAAGGGUCGCAGCUGGACCAGCCCCCUGGGCUUUGCUGGUUCCCAGCAGCCUGCAGAGGCCCCACAGACAGCCUGAGGCCCCUCCUUCAGCUGCUGGGCCAAGUCCCACCUACCCCAGACCCUCCUUCCCAUCCUCCCAAACAGGACCCCCCUGUCUGUCACCGGCCUGCCUUCUGUCCCCAUGAACCUGGGCUGGGGCUUGAGGACCCAAGCCUCGACCCU